Opisthorchis viverrini is the source of this 219-nucleotide messenger RNA. RefSeq lists its product as hypothetical. The transcript has a single exon. Lineage: Eukaryota; Metazoa; Platyhelminthes; Trematoda; Opisthorchiida; Opisthorchiidae. The record is from RefSeq and is a predicted model, not a curated record. The annotation marks the transcript as partial.
UCUUAUGUAAUUUAAACGCCACUAUUCAGUUCCUCUGCAUUGCCGCCGCUGCUGACGAUAAUGAUGAUGAUUUCACAACUGUGCCUUAUUCCAUUUUCCGUUUUCAUCUUUACUCCCAUCCGUGUGGACAGUUUGACAAAGGAAUGUACACUACUGCUUUGGUUGCCCAAGGUAUCUCUGACCUGAUCACGGCCUAUGGAGGAGUGGGCGAUUUGGCAG